AUGGUCGACACAGCAUCUGCUCUGGAUAGAUUCCUGAACUGGAUAGUGUCCACUCAAAAUUUACCAAACUUUGACUAUGCCAUUUUGUUUUCUGGAUACAAUCUAACCUAUGGCGGUUCAGCUUCGAAUACAGGUUUGUCUUAUCCUUCUUCAGUUUGCCAAAAUAUCUCGCUGAUGGCCACUACUAUGGGAGGACCGGUCGCUGUAGUCGAGGAAUCAUUUUCUGAUAUAAGAUCAAUUGGCAUUGCAGCACAAGAACUUGGCAGAAGCCUUGGUGCAAGAAAAGAUUUUGAUGGUAACAACUGUUUUCCAUUCGAACUGAACAUUAUGACUUCAAAAUUUACUUUUCCGAGUAAAAGUAAAGCUCCAAAUUUAUGGAAAUUUUCCUCGUGUUCCAUUGACUACUUUGAGAAGUACAUCACAGAUCUUCUAAAUAUGUAUGCUUUACAAGGGUCGGACUUUGGUUCAGUAUGUUACGGGGCGUAUUGUUAUGUACCACAGUCCCAGAUAUGUAGCCUGAUGCUUCCGGGAGAUGGAACUCUGUGUAGUAACAAAUCUAUAUGCUUUGAAGGACGAUGUUCUUUUGCUGAAAGAGCCAAUGAAACGCUAGGAUGCGAAUAUGGUGAUAGAUGGUCGUUGUGUAAUGCAAGCCUGUGUGCUACGUACGAUAAUUAUACACGAGAUGUCCGCUGUUGUCGUAAAUGUAGUAUAAAACCAUAUUCGAAGUCUUCUAUUCUAACAUCGACUGCAACGGAACCUACAACGGAAAUGGAAGUGACUUCAGUUACUUUCGGAACACCAGAUUCCGAAAUGUUUACAGACAGAAUCACAACAGAUACGACAGAAUUAAACACAUGUUGUAAAGUAGCUUAUAUCUAA
Messenger RNA from Mytilus californianus (California mussel), 879 nucleotides. RefSeq lists its product as uncharacterized. Gene Ontology annotation, biological process: proteolysis. Gene Ontology annotation, molecular function: metalloendopeptidase activity. Lineage: Eukaryota; Metazoa; Mollusca; Bivalvia; Mytilida; Mytilidae. The record is from RefSeq and is a predicted model, not a curated record. The transcript is spliced from 8 exons. The coding region runs from base 1 to 879 and encodes 292 amino acids.